Messenger RNA from Dromaius novaehollandiae (emu), 961 nucleotides. It is a transcript of the gene UBE2T, whose product is annotated as ubiquitin conjugating enzyme E2 T. The transcript has 7 exons. Bases 209 to 814 code for a protein of 201 amino acids. The record is from RefSeq and is a predicted model, not a curated record. NCBI's taxonomy places the organism in Eukaryota, Metazoa, Chordata, Aves, Casuariiformes, Dromaiidae.
CAAUGGCAGCGCGCCUUCCCUUCGAAUUCGAGCGGCCGUCGCGAGGGGGCGGGGUUUGGUGUUGUCCAAUCAGCGCUGGCUGUGCGUGGAGAGGGGGGUGGGACGCUCCGCCGUUGCCAGGCAGCUGGGGGAAGUGGCGCUUUCCCGCCUGCUGCCGCCUCCUGCUGCCGCCUCCUGCUGCGGGGUGAGGCCGCGGGAGGGGGGCACCAUGCAGAGAGCAUCGCGGCUGAAGAGGGAGCUCGCUCUCCUGGCCGCAGAGCCGCCUCCGGGCGUUACCUGCUGGCAGGAUGAAAACCAGCUAGAUGACCUGCGAGCUCGUAUGUACUUCUCUGAGAUUUUAGGAAGUGCAGACACACCAUAUGAGAAGGGAAUAUUCAACCUGGAAAUAGUUGUUCCUGAAAGAUACCCAUUUGAGCCCCCGAAGAUUCGCUUUCUGACCCCUAUCUAUCAUCCUAACAUUGACUCCGCUGGAAGGAUUUGCCUGGAUGUUCUUAAAUUACCACCAAAGGGUGCAUGGAGGCCUUCCCUGAAUAUCUCCACGCUGCUGACCUCCAUACAGCUGCUGAUGGCAGAGCCCAACCCUGACGACCCUCUCAUGGCAGACAUAUCCUCAGAGUAUAAGUACAACAAGCAACUGUUCUUGACAAAUGCCAAAGAGUGGACUAAGAAAUAUGCAAGCCAGCAAAAAAGGGCUUCCAAGGCUUCGGAAAAGGAAAUGAACCAAAGUGAAAUGAGUACCAAAGAAUCUAUCCCACAGAAAAGAAAAGGGAGUAAUAUCAUCAAGAAGGAGAAGAAAUCUCGCCUAGAUUCUUAAGUGGUUUUCGUGGCUGUGCACUGUUCUUUUCUCUUUACAAAGGUAUAACUAAAUCUUUUAAUGGCUAUGUAGCAGCAGCAGGUUUCACUUUUCUGUUUCUUAGCUUUUUGUGAAUAAUUCUCAUAAAUAAAACACAGCUUUAAUUUA